Trematomus bernacchii (emerald rockcod) is the source of this 5876-nucleotide messenger RNA. It is a transcript of the gene gsk3aa, whose product is annotated as glycogen synthase kinase 3 alpha a. The coding region runs from base 154 to 1470 and encodes 438 amino acids. The record is from RefSeq and is a predicted model, not a curated record. Gene Ontology annotation, cellular component: cytosol; nucleus; cytoplasm. Gene Ontology annotation, biological process: insulin receptor signaling pathway; regulation of neuron projection development; negative regulation of canonical Wnt signaling pathway. Gene Ontology annotation, molecular function: protein serine/threonine kinase activity; ATP binding. Lineage: Eukaryota; Metazoa; Chordata; Actinopteri; Perciformes; Nototheniidae. The transcript has 11 exons.
GUGUCUAGCAACAGCUAUCAGCCCAGACAGCCGGCGGCAACGGGAGCGGUAUUUCUCGGUGUCUUUCCACGAUUAUUCGCUGCCGGGUGUAUAUUAUUAAUAGUCGCUAGGCUGAAAAUAGUGAAAGAACAACCCUGACCCCUGCACAGAGAUAUGAGCGGCAGCGGGCGGCCCAGGACCAGCUCGUUUGCUGAGCCGCCAGGUGUUCAAGGAACCGCCGCUGCGUCCACCGGAUCAGCCGCUGCCGUGGGGAGCAGCACAGGAAAGUCCGGGGUCGCGCAGGCCUCCGGCAGCAGCUCGUCGGGAUGCUCCAACCUAAAGCUUGCCAGAGACAGUGGGAAGGUGACGACAGUCGUGGCCACACCAGGUCAGGGACCGGACCGCCCACAGGAAGUCUCUUACACUGACAUCAAGGUGAUUGGCAAUGGGUCGUUUGGUGUGGUGUACCAAGCUCGCCUCAUCGACAGCCAAGAGAUGGUGGCCAUUAAGAAAGUCCUGCAGGAUAAGAGGUUCAAGAAUCGGGAACUUCAGAUCAUGAGGAAGCUGGACCACUGCAACAUUGUCAGACUACGUUUCUUCUUCUACUCCAGUGGAGAGAAGAAAGAUGAAGUGUAUCUCAACCUGGUGCUGGACUUUGUACCUGAGACGGUCUACAGGGUUGCCAGGCAUUUUAACAAGGCCAAGAGCAUCAUUCCUAUCAUAUAUGUGAAGGUGUACAUGUACCAGUUGUUCCGCAGUCUGGCUUACAUCCAUUCCCAAGGCGUGUGUCACAGAGACAUCAAGCCCCAAAAUUUGCUUGUAGACCCAGAAACUGCCAUCCUCAAGCUGUGUGACUUUGGCAGCGCCAAGCAGCUGAUCCGCGGUGAACCCAACGUGUCGUAUAUCUGCUCGCGGUAUUAUCGUGCACCUGAGCUCAUCUUUGGUGCCACGGACUACACUGCAAACAUCGACAUCUGGUCAGCAGGCUGCGUGCUGGCUGAGCUGCUGCUCGGACAGCCCAUAUUCCCCGGGGACAGCGGGGUGGACCAGCUCGUAGAGAUUAUCAAGGUGCUAGGAACCCCAACUAGGGAACAAAUCCGAGAGAUGAAUCCAAACUACACAGAGUUCAAGUUUCCUCAGAUCAAAGCUCAUCCAUGGACCAAGGUGUUUAAACCCCGCACCCCCCCCGAGGCCAUCGCUCUGUGCUCCCGGCUGCUGGAGUACACGCCAGCCUCGCGGUUCUCCCCUCUAGAGGCCUGCUCUCACGCCUUCUUCGACGAGCUGCGCCAGCCCAACACACGACUGCCCAGCGGUCGAGACCUGCCCAUGCUGUUCAACUUCAGCACCACAGAGCUGUCCAUCCAGCCCCAGCUGAACUCGACCCUCAUUCCUCCUCACGCUCGCUCCCAUUCAGCUGCCUCCGCCCACGAUGGUACUGGUUCAGAUUCUUCUCAACACAGCUCAGUACCAGGAUCUCUGAACAGCAUCUGAAGCAGCUUCCCACCUGCCUGCCAGCCUCACCCUUAUCUCAGACGCUCUCACACAACCACACACACACACACACACACACACACACACACACACACACACACACAUACACACUCCUGCUUUCCUCCAUGCUGCUUGCUCUCCUCUUAGAUGAUCUGUUUUUGUACAGUAAAUGCAUUGAACAAACAAACAUUAGUUAUUUAGCUGCCAGGGUCCAAACCAUGGCAGGUGUUUGUUAAACACACAAACACAGUCAUCUCGCUGCUGCUCGGGUGGUCUGUGAAGGUUCAAUAGUGGGGGCUGGUCCUCUGUAAUAUAAACGUUUUUUUAAAUUCACUUUUUUUUUUUCUUAAUAUUUGUGUUUUUAUUUAUUUGGCAAAUUGAAAGCGUCAUGUGGUCACACAACAGUUGGUCUAUAUAAGGUUUUUUUUGUUUUAUUAUUCAGAUUAUUUUUUUAUACGCUUCAGUUUCUCUGCAUCUGAACUGUACACCGCCUGACCGAGAUCAGAACUGGCCCCCACAGGUCAUCAGGGUAAAGGAUGUUUUAUUCAACUCAGGGCAGGAGAGUGGAUGCAGGGAAUAAUAAAUCCCUUAAUCCUCCAGCCACAUUAUUUUACCAGCCCAGCCUGAUGUUAGGUCUGAAGUCUUCUUGAAUGAAGUGGCAGGUAGGGUAGGAGACCUCAUCAGUAGCAGGUCGCAGUGUUUGGUUGGAGGUGAAUGUGUUCAGUGGCUGCAUUACUCUGAACAGACUGGACUGGUGUCACCAUGUUUCACAUUGUUUGGUUCAAAAUGGUCUAAUACCACUUCCUAUUGUCUAACCGUUCCAAUACUAAGUUUGUCCCUCUCUUAAACAUGUAGUAUGUUAAUAAUACGUUUGUAUGGAUUCACUUUGCUUAACCUGGCAUUUAAAAAACAUCACGCCCUAAGUGGGAGAAGCAUAUUCUACUUCCCUAAAAAAUACUAUUAGCCCAAAAUCGGACUCAGAUUUUUUCACACAGAACUUUUAGCAGCGUUUUUGAUUGGUGGGCGCCAUUAAAAAGAUUCCAGUGUAAAAUACUAAAUAAAACAACUUGUAGCCAGUACCUAAUUAACAGUUAACGGGUAGUUUUGGCAAAUGUUAUCGGAUUUUAAUUUAAUUUUUCUCCCAGAUUUCCAAUCUACCGAUAUUCUCCAAAGAUUUAGUUCCCCUUCAUAUUCACAGUUGUCUUUUAAAAGAUCAAUCGUACUUCCAUUAGGGCAGAUGUGUUAUUAUAUUAUUUUGGGAUAUAAUUAUAUCCAGAUAAAUAUUCCUUAACCCUGCCUCUGUUCAUCAGCAAUACAUUAGUUUAGACCUGUUGUGAAGAAAGUGUGGAUGUGCAGAUUUAGAAAAGAAGCAAACAACAUAAAAAAGGUCAUAAUGUGAGUAGUGGGACAUUACUGGACGCUGUUAGGUGCGCUGCUUGUUCUGUCUUACAGACAUUGGUUUUCAAUUGAGGAUUAGAUGCAAACUGUCCUAAAUAAUUGAAAUAAAAAAACAUAAAUUGAUAUUGAAGCUUGUCUAUUUAAGUAGAUUCUGUAUCGCAACAUCAAUGCUUCUUAUAGAAAUUGCUCCAGAAUUUAUUUGCUAAAGACAAUAACCAAAUGUACGGCUCUUCCAACCGCCAAGAAAGAAAACCGAGUCCACCUCUGGGUUCAGAAAGUCUUUAAAGGUGUGUUCCAUUCAAAUCUGCUUUAAUGUAAUCAUUUGAAUGAAACUAAAUUUAGAAAGAAAAACAUUUCUACAAAACAAAGAAAUGUAACUUCCAUGUGGUCAAAAUGUUUUUAAUAAGUCAAACAUUUUGAAAUAUGGCAACUGCUUUUAAAAAGUCUGAUUUGUUUUACAUUUAAACAUUUUAAAGCUUUCGAAAAUAAUUAAAUGUGGUAAAUAUAUUUACUUGUUGGCUCCCUGUUGACAUGUAUUUAUACAUAAAAAACAAUAGGCUUGUUUUUAAAUGUGUUUUAAUUUCACAAUAUAAUACUUGACACGGUAUAAAGGUGUACUAAGCCUAAAGAUCCCUUAAACUGUAUUGUCAGAUUUAAGAAAAAUGCUCUCUAAUCAAAAGGUCAAUUUGAGGAAAUUCCCAUUUUAGCUCAAAUAAAAAGACUUCUUGUCCUGAUGUUAGUGUAGGAAAGAAAUGCCUAUGUAGGAGCUGGGUGAAUGUUGAUUUAAAUGCAACUGAAUAAUGCUGGGAUGGAGGAUUCAAUGUUUUAUUAAAACUCGACAGGGUGGGGUACUUCAUGUAAAUUCAUCUAUUUGUUUUUGUGAUGGAGUCAGUUCAUUUCAGCCGAGGAGGGCAUUAUAAUGUCGCAGCUACUUUACUCCCAUCACUGGAAAUAUGUGAACAAUUUCAAAACAAAAACACAGGAGAGUGGAAGGCUUAAUGUGAAUAUAGUUAAACAUGAAUUGGAAGCAGAGGACUUCCUGUUUGGUGACUGUGUUUGUGUGCUCCUUGUACUUUUAUCUUUGUGAGGACCAAUUAGGAGUGAGAAAAAGCAGCAUAUACAGGUUAAGGAGGAUGUAUUAUCAGAGUCUCUCAAAUAUUGAAGUCCAGAUGUGUGUGACCAUUCUCCAACGUGCAGUCUGAACAGCCAGUGUUGUAGGGUUUAGAGCCGUCAACAGUACAGAUCUUUAGUAAGCAGUGCAGACCACUUGUAGUAUAGUAUAUUUGAUACUAUCCUUCCAUGCCUCCACCUUCAAAACUGCAGCAAUGUUUGGUUUUUUUAAUGCUUUUUUUGGAUUCCACCACACUCACAAUGAUUUUGUAUGAGGAGAGUGGAGAGCAUACAUCAUUCUCUUCCCCUUCCUCCCGUUUCCUUUGCUGUAAAGAGCAGGAGCAUCGUGUUUAUCUCUGCGGGCGCGACACACUCAGAGCUGUCAGCGGCCAUGAAAAAGUGUAACCCCCCCCCCGCAGAGGAAUCAAACAUGUCUGCUUCGUCUCUUCCUCCGAUCUCAGAAGCCAUUCCCCCCUCCCUCACUCUCCUUCUCUUAUCGCACGUGUAAAUAUCACUGAUUUUUAUUUUCCUCUUUUUACUUUUUAUUACAGAGUUGUUUAUAUCUUCUCCCCCGCCCCCCCUCAUCCUGUCGAUGAAGCAGUCUUAGUUUGUGCAUUUUUGUAAAUAAUUUGUUUUUCUUUCACAAUUGAAAAUGUAAAUAUAGCAAAGAAGAAAAACUCAGCCUACUCCUCAUGUUUGUUGAUGAUCUUUCUCUCUCUUUCUUAGUAGAAUUCCAGUGGAAAUUGUAACGUAGCUGCUAACGCUGUCCUCUGUGGGAGCACCUCGAUGUGGAAUGAACAUUUUAAGGGGUUUCUGUUCCAAAAUGCUCUCUUUGUGUUCACUUUGGGGGAUCAUAUAUUCACCUUAACAUCAGCUCGACCUCUUCAAAAUCAAAAGUACUGAGGCGUGACAUGUUGGCAGCAUCUCUCUCCAAAACUAUACUUCUACUGUUGAUCCAUACAGUGUAAUAAAUGCAAAAGGUAUAAAAUGAUGAUGUUCGUAUUACUCUCAUAUUGUUGUAAAUCAUGUUAUACCUGAAAAAGAAAUAACAUUUGACAAGCUGCAGAUUCUACAUGAGGGAGCUGUUAGGCGAAUGCUAAUUCUAAUUAAACAAAUUCAAGAUUUCCCACUUAGUUUUAUUAUUUUCAUUUGGCCUUGGUCACCUUCUCCCCUUGUUUUGUAAAAAAACCCUCCUUUUGUCUCUCUACAGUAAAUAGACCACACCCAGUCACUGUAACCGUCACUCCUGAAAAUGUGUUCAAGCUGACAAAAAUCUUACAUUUUGCUGAUUUAAUUGAUACUCUUAAGCUCUAAAACGUCUUAAAACAGCAGCUAUCGUAAUGAAAAAGCCUCAUUUUGGAACAGAACUAUGUUUGUUGUGACAGAUUGCAAUAUAUAAUUACUGUGCAGUAUUGAGAAAAAAGCUAACAGGAUAUAGAUUAAGCUAACAGGUCACUGGCAUUUUCAGAAAAAGUGCUUUGUCAUGCCUGACCUGAUCGUUAAAGUGUUAGUUGGACUAGAAAUGUACAGUUUGAUAUCCAGCUUGUACUCAACUUGGGCAUUUUGUAUUACGUGCCAUAUGGCAUUCAGAACUUGAUGAGCUACAGAGACGUGUGUGGACCUAUCAGUUGUCAAUGGGCAGAAAUGUUGACUGAAUCUCAGACAUUUUACUUUUUGUUUGUUUUCAGAUUCUCAGUUGUGUGUAAAUGUCACAUUCAGUUCAUGGUUUUUACUCCAAUGCUGUUCACGUUGGUGUCUUUCUGCCCUGGUGGUCUGAUGUGUUGCAGGGAUGGAGGGAGGGAUGGAGAAAGAGAGAGAAAGAAACACAAACCUGUCCGUCUCUGUUCUGUGUAUGUAUGAUAUGGACUCAUUUACUGUAAUAAAGUGAUGAAACUGUG